AUGGCUGACCGCUUCUCCCCUCGGCCAACUUUCUGCCCGACUGGUCAUGCAUGCGCUGCCGCCCACAAGAUGGGAAAAGAAAGUAGGCACGUCUGCCACUGCACAAAUGAAAUCGGCGUCAAGGUCCUGAUCCAACCGCCGCGGAGGCCAUCCCACUCUGCCAGGGGUUCGCUUUGCAAGAAGGGCCUUGGUGAUCAAAGUUGCGUUUCACCAGUCCACGUUCAGCCCACUUUCCGUCAACCUCGCAAGGGCUGGUGGGGCCCUUUGGUCCUCGUCUCCCAGCCCGUCCAGCCGCAUUAG
Messenger RNA from Gaeumannomyces tritici R3-111a-1, 300 nucleotides. RefSeq lists its product as hypothetical. The record is from RefSeq and is a predicted model, not a curated record. The transcript is spliced from 2 exons. The coding region runs from base 1 to 300 and encodes 99 amino acids. NCBI's taxonomy places the organism in Eukaryota, Fungi, Ascomycota, Sordariomycetes, Magnaporthales, Magnaporthaceae.